Molecule: messenger RNA, 4282 nt
Organism: Benincasa hispida (wax gourd)
Lineage: Eukaryota; Viridiplantae; Streptophyta; Magnoliopsida; Cucurbitales; Cucurbitaceae
Product: Nucleoporin, Nup133/Nup155-like protein
Biological process (GO): transcription-dependent tethering of RNA polymerase II gene DNA at nuclear periphery; poly(A)+ mRNA export from nucleus; protein import into nucleus
Cellular component (GO): nuclear pore outer ring
Molecular function (GO): structural constituent of nuclear pore; protein binding
Source: RefSeq, a predicted model, not a curated record
GUCCGUACGCUUGAUCACACUGGAUCACUCCCAUCUCCCGCCCGCCGGAGCCCCCCGCUCUCAGAUUUCAUUUCUUUCACACUCCAAGCUUUAAACCCUAAACCCCCGAUUCCAAUCCUUCUUCUUCUAUUGUUCUGUGUAUUAUGCAGCGAUGUUCUCUCCCGGGACGAAGAGACGCAAUUUAAGCUCUCGAACAGACCGAAGUUCGGCUCCAGCCCUGUCUGAUUCUCCGAUUACACCACUCUCAGCCGUCCGUAAGCCAGUUCUCGAUAAUCUGGUUCCCAACCGCCCCGGCACCGGCACUCCGGCUCCUUGGGCUCCUCGCUUAUCCGUGCUUGCAAGAAUUUCACCAGCUAAUAGAUGUGAUAAGGAAGACGAGACAGAUCCAGUUAAGCCUGUAUAUGUUGGAGAGUUUCCCCAAGUGGUUCGUGAUGAGCAGGCCAGUCUUGUACAGCAGUUUGUCACAUGUGGUGCAAGCAUGUCAGGUGGAAUGGAUGCCAAAACAUCCCUUGCUUGGAUUAUAUGCCGAGACAAGCUUUUUCUUUGGACAUACUUGUUACCUGUAGCCACCAUGAAGUGUGUUGUUUGUGAACUUCCAAAAAGAAUUGUAGAUAGCAAAGAUAUUGGCAGAAAUAACAACGAUAAUUGGUUGCUCAGCGUUGUUAGUUGGGAUAGCCAAAAUCAAAGUUCAAGAAAGUCAGUCAAACACCAGCAUUCUGUUGGCAUUAUAAUAUGUAAUAAAAAAACAGGAGCUGUUGUGUAUUGGCCUGAUAUCUUCUCAGAUGAAGGAACUGCUCCAGUUACCUGUCUAACAUCUUCGCAUGAGCCAGCAGCAAUUUCUUCAUUUUCUGAUGGGAAGAGCACUUCCCAUAGAAAUCAAAGUCUGAAUAGACCGAGGACAUUCAACUCUUUGAUUGCCUCAAUGGUUCCUGAUUCCCAGAACGUUUGUGUUGCCCUUGCAUGUAGUUCCAAUGGCCAGCUUUGGCAGUACCACUGCUGUCCUAUGGGAAUUCAAUGUACUAAAGUUUCUCAGGAUAUAUGUGGUCUUCACAGCCAAGAGGAUGGUAGCUCUCAAUAUCUUGUGAAUGAUGGGUACCCAAGGUCUCUAUCUUGGUCUCAUUCUCAUCUUCAACUAGAUAAAUUUAACAGGAAGUUCUUGCUUCUGACAGAUCAUGAGAUACAGUGUUUUUGUCUUAAACUUUUUCCUGAUGUACAAGUGUCCAAGCUCUGGUCAUAUGAAAUUGUUGGUACAGAUAAUGAUUUGUGCAUUAAAAAAGAUCUAGCUGGUCAGAAAAGGAUCUGGCCUCUUGAUUUGCAGGAAGAUGAAGGCGGCGCAGUUAUCACUAUUUUAGUUGCUACACUCUGUAAGGAUCGCAUUAGUAGUUCCAGUUAUAUACAAUAUUCCCUUCUUACCUUGCAAUACAAAUAUGGGGCAGAAAUAGAUGCUAAUGGUGAUAAGAGGAUAUUGGAGAAAAAAGCCCCGAUACAAGUAAUAAUUCCAAAAGCAAGAGUAGAAAAUGACGACUUUUUGUUCUCCAUGAGACUUAGGGUUGGGGGCAAGCCUUCGGGAUCAGCCCUCAUUCUUUCAGGUGAUGGGACAGCAACUGUCUCCCAUUACUAUAGAAGCUCCACACUGUUGUAUCAAUUUGACUUACCUUAUGAUGCGGGGAAAGUAUUAGAUGCUUCAGUCCUUCCUUCUACAGAGCAUGGUGAAGGAGCCUGGGUCGUACUAACUGAAAAAGCAGGAAUAUGGGCAAUACCUGUAAAAGCUAUUGUCCUUGGUGGAGUUGAACCUCCUGAACGAAGUUUGUCACGCAGGGGAAGUUCAAAUGAACGAUCUGUGCAAGAUGACACUAGAAGCCUCAAUUUUUCUGGCAACAUUGCUAGUACAAGGGGAACUUUUGAUGUGCAGGAUGUUGUAGAUAGAAAAAAGGCUACUAUGGCUGGAAUUUCACAUCGAACAGCUCGAGAUGAAGAAUCGGAAGCUUUGCUGCGUCAACUUUUCCAUGAUUUUCUAUCAUCUAGUCAAGUAAAUAACUCUUUUGAGAAGCUGAAGAAUUCUGGUGCAUUUGAUAGGGAGGAUGAAACAAAUGUUUUUACACGGAUGAGCAAGUCAAUUGUUGAUACUUUAGCUAAACAUUGGACUACAACAAGAGGUGCUGAGAUUGUGUCGAUGACUGUUGUUUCUACUCAGCUGAUGGAAAAACAGCAGAAGCAUGAAAAGUUUCUCCAAUUUCUUGCUUUAUCGAAGUGCCAUGAAGAGUUGUGUUCAAGGCAAAGAAAUUCUUUGCAAAUUAUCCUGGAGCAUGGAGAAAAGCUUGCUGCUAUGAUUCAAUUAAGGGAACUGCAGAACACUAUUUGCCAAAACCGUUCAACUGGACUUGGCUUCUUGAGUUCUAAUUCAGAAACUCCUAUGUCAGGUGCUCUAUGGGAUCUUAUUCAGUUUGUUGGUGAGCGAGCUCGUCGAAACACUGUUCUUCUAAUGGACAGAGACAAUACUGAAGUGUUCUACAGUAAAGUCUCUGAGCUAGAAGAAGUGUUUCAUUGUUUAGAAAAGCAGCUAGAUUAUUUGGUAAGUGCAGACGAAUCAUAUGUGAUCCAGAACCAGAGAGCUUCUGAGCUCUCUAAAGCAUGUGUUACUAUCAUGCAUGCAGCUGUGCAUUAUAGAAAUGAGCAUCAGUUAUGGUAUCCACCGUCUGAAGGCUUAACACCUUGGUAUAGUCAACUGGUUGUGCGGAAUGGGCUAUGGCGCAUUGCUUCUCUCAUGCUUCAACUUUUAAAUGAAGUUUCUGAGCUUGAUACGUCUGCAAAAUCCGAUUUAUAUUGCUACUUGGAACUAUUGACUGAAGUUCUUCUUGAGGCACAUGCUGGAGCUGUCACUGCAAAGGCAGAGCGUGGAGAAAAAACUGAUAGUCUUUUACAUGAAUUUUGGAGUAGAAGGGAUUCACUCCUCAGCUCUCUUUAUCAAAGAAUAAAAAAAUCUGUGGAAGCUGAGCAUAAGGAUUUUAGGGGAGAUUUGGUGGAGCAAAAGGUAGAAAGCCUCAGGAAACAUUCUUCACGUCUGUUAUCUGUUGCAAAACAGCAUGAAUGCUACAGUAUUUUAUGGGAAAUCUGCUGUGACCUUAACGAUCCAGAGCUACUCAGGAAACAUAUGCAUGAAAGCAUGGGACCUAAAGGAGGGUUUAGCUACUUUGUUUUUAAAAAACUUCAUGAAAAUAAACAGUUCUCCAAGCUUUUAAGACUAGGAGAAGAGUUUCAUGAAGAACUGUUGAUAUUUCUGAAGGAGCAUCCGGAUCUUUUGUGGCUUCACGAGCUGUUCCUCCAUCAAUUUUUCUCCGCAUCAGACACUCUCCAUGCAUUAGCUCUGUCUGAAGGUGAUGGUCCUGUGUCGUCCCUUGAACUUGGGACAGAAGUUGAAUCUGACCAUUGUAAUUUGGAAUUAAGAUUGGCAGAUCGAAAACGGAUUUUAUACCUCUCGAAGAUAUCUUUAAUGGCAGCAGCAGCAGGUAAAAAUGCUGAGUAUGAGAGUAAGUUGAUGCGCAUUGAGGCUGAUGCAAAGAUACUUAAGUUACAGGAAGCCAUUUUAGAUCUCUAUCAUGCCGUUGAAACAGAGCAGCAGCUUGACCGCGAGCUCCUCCAUCCUGACCGCCUUAUUCAACUGUGUCUCAAAGCUGAAAACCCAACCCUCUUGUUGAUGGCUUUCGAUAUAUUUGCCUGGACCAGUACUUCAUUUCGCGAAACCCACCGAAAGCUUUUGGAAGAAUGCUGGAAAAAUGUUGCAGAUCAGGACGAUUGGAAUCGACUUUAUCAAGUGUCUGUAGCUGAAGGAUGGAGUGAUGAAGAAACAAUAAAAAACCUGAGAGAAACAACUUUGUUCAAGGCUUCAAGUAGGUGUUAUGGACAUGGAGCAGCAGAAAUGUUUGGAGAAGGAUUUGAUGUAGUAUUGCCACUAAGACAAGAGAAUCUUGAAGGAGGUUCUAUACUGAAAGAUUCUAUAGGUUCUGUUGAGGCAAUUCUGAUGCAACACAAACAUUUUCCUGAAGCAGGAAAGUUAAUGGUGACUGCCAUUAUGUUGGGAGUGGAUGAUUAUGAUAAUACAUUGGAAGAUGAUCCUAUUUUGAUGGAUUAACACAGUUUAGGCCAUUGUUCAUUGAUGAAAUUGGUAGGCCAAUUGUGUUUGUAUAAACUCCAUCUAAGUUUUGGCCGUUACAUUUUCCCUUUGGCAUCCUCCAAAUUUUGUAUAUUUUUAGGUUUCUAUGAGAAAAUAUCAUUGAUUGGGAUU